GCGCUCCCCUCGACCCUUCCGCUCGACCAGUGUGUUGGUAAUCCCUCUCAUCUCAUUACCAAACCGCAGCAAUCCUCCACCCCACACACUCUCACCGACCUUCACCGAGGGGCGUGGACGCGUGGUUUCUUGAUAAGCCAUCCUCGUUCCCCUCACUAUCAUCCAUGUUACCAACUCCUCAAGAUAACUUACUCCAGCAGUCGCAUUCCAAGGUCAGGCGCCUGGAAUCGUAGUCCAAUUUAAGGUCAGGCGUCGCGUCGCACGCGCAUGCCCGUCAGAUGCACGACUUCACCCGCUGCUAAGCCACAAUCUUUCGCCAGCAGUAGUCUGCGAUCGUCCGACGAAUCGUCGCGCGGCUCCCGGUGAUCAUGACGACGACCGACGAUCAGGCGCGAGAGUCGUUCGCAGCAGAGCCGUGGCGCGGCCAGAACGGCCAUAGCCAGAACGGGCAUAGCCAGAACGCGCAUAGCCAGAACGGGCAUUCCUCUCACGCUGCUGCUGCUGCUGCUGCUGUCGCAGCCGUGGCGCCGGAAGACGCGGCGGCGAGUGCGGCGUUGAUGGCGGAGAAGGAGCAGGACCCGGUGUCGCGGCGCGAGUGGUGGGGGUGGUACGUGUACAACGCGGCGGGCAACGCGUUCUCGCUCGUCGCCAUGUCGAUCUUCAUCCCGCUGCUGCUCGUCUACCUCGCCUCCGCGCAGGCCGCCGCGGAAGCCGGCGCGCCGCCGCCGCCGCAGUGCAACGCGACGCUCACGACCAACUGCCUGCAAUGCGUCGCGGGGAAGGGGCAGCAGCUGAUGACGUCAUCUGGCUACACGGCGUACGACACACCGAACGUGCAAGCCGGCUCAUUAUCCAUAGAGCCUGUCGCCUACACGACGGUGGUCAUCGGGCUGGCUGUGGUGGUGCAGAUCGUGGGGCUCGUGUGCUUCGGCGCCGAGGCCGACUUUGGGCUCGGGAGAUGGCGGAUGCUGCUAGUGGGCACCCUCAUGGGCGUGGUGCCCUGCAUGCUCUGCCUCGCCCUCACCUCCCCUUCCCUCUGGUGGCUCGCUGGCAUUUUUGCCAUCGUUGCUAAUCUUGGAUAUGGGAUAUCGCUUGUCAGCUACAACAGCUACCUGCCGGUGCUGGUUGAUUCGUCGCCGGAGGUGCUUUCUGCUGGGCCCGACGAGGCGUCCAUUCUUGCUGCCCGGGAAAAGGUGGAGAACCAAUCCUCCCUAACCGGCCUCGCCAUGGGCUGUGUGGCAAGCGUCCUCUCCAUGCUGCUCACCUUCGCCAUCACUCUCCUCAUCCCCGACGACCUGCUCAAGCUGCGAGUCACCGUGGCCGUCUGCGGCCUCUGGUGGCUCGCGCUCUCCGCCUUCACCUUCGCCUGGCUGCACCCGCGGCCCGGCCCGCCCAUGCCCAAGAAGGGCUUCUCGCUGCUCAACCGCUGGAGCCACCUCUUCCGCCUCUUCAAAGAGGCGUCCCGCUACCGCUACACCUUCAUCUUUUUAAUCUGCCUAGUGGCAUACGGCAGCGGGUUCACCACGAUGCUUCAAAUGGCGGUCCUAUUUGGGCAGAACGACCUCUGCCUGUCGGUCUCCUCCAUGGCCAUCGUGGCUCUGACGGUGGCCAUGGUUGCGAUCGCCGGCAUGCCGCUCGCGCUGCUCUUCCAGCGCCGCACCAACGCCACCAACAAGACCAUGGUCGUGAUCCUCCUCGCGUGCCUAGUUCCCCUGCCCGUGUGGGGGUUCAUCGGGUAUUUCACCCCGGACGGCGGGUUCGGGCUGAAAUCGGCCUGGGAGAUCUACCUGUGUGCGGCUUGGCUGGGGUUCUUCCUGGGAGCGCUCACGUCGUACUCGCGCACGCUGUUCAUCGACUUCAUCCCGGUGGGCCGCGAGGGCGCCUUCUUCACGCUCUUCUUCAUCUGCGACCGCAUCAGCUCGUGCAUCGGCCCCUUCGUCAUUGCUGCUGUCACACAGGUGGGGGGUCAGCUCCGGCCGGUGUUUGGCUACGUCUUUAUUGUGCUUCUCGUUCCUGCAUUGGCCGUCCAAAUCUUCAUUAACUAUGGUAAGGGUGUGGCUGAGGCUGGCCGAGCAAACAAGCAUCAAGAGCAACUACAGGAUGAGAGCCUUUACGACGCCAAUCAUUCUGAAGGCACACAAUCGGCUCAUGCAGAGCCGUGAAAAUGACUAGUUGCGCAUUUACAGGGUCUAAACCCUUGGGGUUUGGUUUGCUACAUUAGUUGGUUGGUUCCUCACCAACGUUUUCCAAUAUUUAUUAUAUAUAUAUUAACCCUUUAACCG
This is a messenger RNA of Closterium sp. NIES-67, 2282 nucleotides long. The record is from the annotation of a GenBank genome assembly. NCBI's taxonomy places the organism in Eukaryota, Viridiplantae, Streptophyta, Zygnematophyceae, Desmidiales, Closteriaceae.